This is a messenger RNA of Miniopterus natalensis, 1056 nucleotides long. Lineage: Eukaryota; Metazoa; Chordata; Mammalia; Chiroptera; Miniopteridae. The record is from RefSeq and is a predicted model, not a curated record.
GGAGCCGCCGCCCGCCCUUUGGCCCUUUGGCCCUUUGGUGCUCCUGCGGGGACGUGUUCUUUUUUUUUCGGUCUCCCAAGGAAGGUUUUUGACAGUUAGGAAACUGGAAUUGUGGGUGAGGACGAUGGAGGGAAACUUUUUACCCCUGAAGAAUAUGAAGACUAUAAAAAAAGAGUUUUACCGAUGCGCCUACAGAACAGAUUGUUCGUGAGCUGGCGAUCACCAACUGGAAUAGAUUGUAAACUUGUGGGCCCAGAGACACUGUGCUUUUGUACACACAGGUAUAAACAACAUAAAACUGACUUUGAAAUGAUUCCACAGCAGCGCCCCAUUAGUCUGCCUUGCCGGGUGACGGGCUGCCAGUGCAGGGCUUACCUUUAUGUCCCUUUGAAUGGUACGCAGCCCAUUCGCUGCAGGUGCAAGCACUUUUCGGAUCAGCACAGUGCCGCGCCUGGCUUUACGUGCAAUGCCUGUUCCAAGUGUUCAGGAUUCCAUAGCUGCUUCACUUGUUCUUGUGGUCAGCCUGCAUAUACCCAUGACACCGUAGUGGAAACCAAGCAAGAAAGACUGGCUCAGGGAAGACCGGUGGGACAGGAUGUUCCUUACGCAGCAGUGGGAGGAUUGACUGGCUUCAGCUCCCUGGCAGACGGCUACAUGCGGUUAGAUGGCAGUGGGGUUGGUGCACCCUCGGCUGAAUUUUUUGACUCUCCAGGUAUGGCCACGGACCACCCAUUUCUAAAAGCAUUUCAAGCAUCAUCUAGUGCUUCUCCAGAAACAGAUGCAGGUACAAGUAGUCAAGAUUCUUCCUUAAGGAGACCUGGAGAGGAUGACAUGGCUUACUUUGAAAGACGAUACCAGGAAAGGAUAAAUAUGGAAAAGGCUGCUAAGCGUAAAGGAAAAGCACCAUUGCCGUCAAACACAAAACCUUCAUGAAGACGAUUGGGGAAAUUAAAGCCAUCAUCCAAAUAUAUCUUUUUUGUGUUUAUUUAAAUGUAGUAAUGUAGUUUAUUUCAUCUCAAGUUACUUCUUUUAGUAUAUAAAAAUGUCUGUUUGGAU